AUGUCUACGCAGUCCCUGAGUGCCUACCCGUUGGCCGAGAGGCGUAAUGAAACCCGCGUCAGGGCUGAUUUCCCCCAUGAUGCUUACAGCACAAUCGGCGCCUUCGAAGACAGAGUCGGUGACAUUGGCCGACAGCUCAGUGUCAUGCAGAAGCUUGUCAUCGAGACCUUGAGCGACCAAAAGAGACUAGAGAAGGAUAUCGUCUCAUCCAACGAAACAGAGAACAACACCAUCUUCCGAGACCACCUGACCGAGUCGCGCGCCGACAUUCGGAAUGUACUCAACCGUCACCAACAGGAGGUCGUGGAUCUCGCGAAGAAGCACCGAGCAGCGCAGGAGUCAGAGGCCGCGAAACUCCAGGACGCGUUGAGGCUGGCCCAGAACGCCAUCGAGACAAUCGUAGAGACUCAUGCGCAGGAGAAGAGAGAGCAGAGGGACGCCUAUAGAGAGAUGAUAGUCUCCAAGGAGACCCCAGACAAGACCAGCGCACUAGAGGAACUGUGCGAAAUGUUGAAGGCCAAGACGACAGCACUCGAGACGAUGGUAGAGAAGGAGGCCGAGAAUGCCCAGAAGAACAUCUACCAGUACCAAACGAAGGAGUCGGAGCUUUUGAAGAAAUUUGAGCAGGAGAUGGGGUCGAAGACGAUGGACUAUUUCAAGGAACUCCGGGACGCUCUGCACGACAACUUGACUGGAUGGGACUCCCACAUGCAGCAGAAAUCUUCUCUCAGCGAAGAACUCGACCGCGAACGCGAGAAGGUGCAGAAGGCGCAUACGAAGAAUCUGGGGCUCUCAGAGACUCAUGGCGGAAAAAUGCAAGCAUUCGCGACCAAGGUGGCUGACGAACACAAAAGGGAGAUCGAAGAGUACAAGGAGAAGAACAAUAAACUCCAGGAAGAGAUAGACGACAUGGCAAAGAAGCAUCGGGAGAAGCUGGACAUCCGUGACACUGAACACCGGAAGAAGCUGGUCAAGCGUGAGACUGAACACCAGGGCAAACUCGAGUAA
This is a messenger RNA of Anthostomella pinea, 1008 nucleotides long. NCBI's taxonomy places the organism in Eukaryota, Fungi, Ascomycota, Sordariomycetes, Xylariales, Xylariaceae. The record is from the annotation of a GenBank genome assembly.